AAAAGAAAAGAGAGACGCGAGAGAGAGAGAGAGAGAGAGGGGCUUCCUUGAGAGAGAACAAAGAUGGUGGAAGAGAGGUUACUCUGAGAUCAUUCUGCAAAAAGGGCAGUACAAGAAAAAGAAAAAACCGAUCAAAAUUCUUUAAUUUUUUUCAUUUCUAAUUCUUUUCUUUGCUGCCUUUUUUAUUCUCAAUCUACCCCCAACUGCCUUUUUACCUCUUUGUAGUUCUUUCUCUCAAUUCAUUUGUUUAAAUAUUACGUAAACUAUUAUUGUUGUUUUCUGCUGUAAUCAUUAAUAAUUAAUAUACCUAUCCACCCUCUAAACAAGAUUUUGCAACUUUGUCGCCAUUGGCAUUAUCGUCGUCGUCAUCAAACGGGUCCCUUUCUUUAUGCACCAACUGGUACUGUGGAGAUAAGAGAACGAUAUAACAAGCUGUUUAUUAGCUUUAUGCGGUUUCUGAGCAAAAGGGUUCUGUGAAAUCGAUCUAAGAAACAAAAAUGAGGGACCCUGAUACGAUUAUCUCCCUGCCGCGAAGAAUUUAUAUUUGGUUGUAGUAUAGUUUUUGCAUUGUAGCCAGAAGGUAGAACUGGCGUUGGUGUGUUUCCGUUGUUUAUAAUUUUCAUUCUUCCUCUUGGAAAGAGGUGAGUUUUUGUAUAGGAAACCUGGCGAUUUUGUUGUAUAGCGUCCUGGCUGUUGGGAGAUAUUAUUGCUACCUCCAUCACUAUAGUGUUUGGCUGAACAAGCAAUGGGGGGUAGAUGGAACCCAAUUGAGUUCCAGUUCUUUUGCUUCUUGGUCUUGAUUAUUGGCCUUCAAAUUCAAAGCUCAUGGUCCCUUAAUUCAGAGGGAUUCAAUUUGUUGGAAUUCCGGGCUGCAGUGGAGUAUGAUCCUAAUCGAACCUUUGCAAAUUGGAAUCCUAAUGACAAAAAUCCCUGCUUGUGGCAUGGCGUUCAUUGUGUCAACGGUAAAGUGCGAAUGCUGAAUCUCAGCAGCCUUUCUUUAGAAGGAACAUUGGCGCCUGAGCUUGGCAAACUUAGUGACUUAAGAUCUCUUAUAUUAUACAAAAACCAUUUCUCUGGUGGCAUUCCCAAAGACUUUGGAGCACUUACGAAGUUAGAGCUACUGGAUUUGAGGAGUAAUAACUUGAAUGGAACAAUUCCUGAAGAUAUGGGCAAAAUGCUGUCACUAAAACGCUUGUUGCUCUGUGGAAAUAAAUUUGAAGGCAGCAUUCCGAUAGAGCUUGGGAGACUUAAUUUACUUUCUGAAUUGCAAUUUGAUGAAAACCUGGAAUCCACCAUGGCUACUGGAAUUGCAUGUGCAAAUAGAAAAUUUGGACAUUGCAUCUGGCAGAGCAGUUUGAAACAACUAAAUAAAGCAGAAUCAUCGAGCACACCAAUCAAAGGAGUUCUGACACAUUAUCUCACAGCUCCAUUGACAAUAUUCAAGUUUGAAAAGGAGUCUGGCCGUGGAGACAAUCACCAUGGUUCAUCUGAGGAAAAUGCAGUAAAAAAAUAUAUGCAGAAAUUUGAUAUUUUCUCACGUCGUAAGUUGCUUGAACAGUCCACUAAUCUUCAAGCUGCACCUGCUAGUGCUGCAACUUCCUCUGAACAGAUCAUUGCUCUACCAACUUCCCAUAGUAGUGGAGCUUUCCCUGCCAUCCCAAAGAAUAAACCUCUUCCUCCAGCACCUUUGCCUUCCAUGUCUCCAAAUCUUGUUAGUAGUCAGCCCUCCAAUAACACACCUACGGUUCAACCUCUUUCGACUUCUGGACAGAUGUGGAAGUAUUUCAUUAUUUUGCCUAGUCUGGCCUUUAUAUUCAUUGUUGUUGCAAUCAUGCUCUUUGUAUGCCGAACAAAAGCAGUGAAGACAAUAGGUCCUUGGAAGACUGGCCUUAGUGGACAGUUGCAGAAAGCAUUUGUUACAGGUGUUCCAAAGCUAAAUCGGUCUGAACUGGAAACAGCCUGUGAGGAUUUCAGCAAUAUCAUUGACUCUCUUGAAGCUUACACCAUGUACAAGGGAACACUCUCUAGUGGAGUUGAGAUUGCUGUUGCAUCUACUGCAAUUUCUUCUUCGAGUGAGUGGUCAAAGAACCUAGAAAUGGCAUAUCGGAAAAAGAUUGAUACAUUGUCAAGGAUCAACCAUAAGAACUUUGUGAAUUUGAUUGGCUUCUGUGAGGAGGAUCAACUCAACAGAAUGAUGGUGUUUGAAUAUGCUCCAAAUGGGACACUUUUUGAGCAUCUGCAUGUUGAAGAGAUGGAACAUCUUGAUUGGAAUGCAAGAACGAGAAUUAUUAUGGGAACGGCUUAUUGUCUUCAAUAUAUGCAUCAUGACCUGAAUCCACCUAUAGCACAUUCUAACUUGAGUUCAUCGGCUAUCUACUUGACAGAUGAUUAUGCCGCUAAGGUUGCAGAAAUUUGUUUCACUUCUAAAGGUUCAGUUACAUCAAAGGUAUCCAGCAAUGAUGAGUCAGAGCACUCUCAUUUGCCACCACUUGCUGAACCAGAAACAAAUGUCUAUAGUUUUGGAAUAGUGUUGCUUGAGAUAAUUUCUGGGAAGCUCCCUUACUCUGAAGAACAUGGAGCCAUUGAGAAAUGGGCUGCUGAAUAUCUUAAUGAUAAGGGGAGUUUCAAUAGCAUGAUUGAUCUGACCCUCAAGUCCUUCAAAAGCGAAGAACUUGAAGUUGUCUGUGAGGUUAUCAAGGAUUGCAUUAAACCAGAUCCACGGCACAGACCAACAAUGAAGGAGGUCAUUUCAAAAUUAAGGGAAGUCAUAAAUAUCUCGCCCGACCAAGCUACCCCGAGACUCUCUCCUCUUUGGUGGGCUGAACUUGAGAUCUUAUCUACGGAGGCAACUUAAAGUUCUCACUAACUCUCUUGUGUUGUAAGGCAAGUCUCUCUCUUACUUUGUAUCAAAUGAAAAGUAAUAACUUUUUAAUCUGAGCUUCGCCCCGCAUGACUAAAUCAUAUUCGUUUUUGCCUAUUUGGCUUUUAUGUAUGUUAUAUGAUUCAUUUGAUUCGAAUUUUUUUCACCAUCUUUCUGUAGCAUCCUGCCACAAUAAAAGUGUGCUAUAUAUUACAUAAUUGGGGCUUUAUGUACCCUUUAUAUACAAAGUUUGUGUGUAAAGACUAACACAGCCUUGUAAACAGUUGAAUCUGUGUUUUUCUUUCCUUGGUUUUGUUUCAUAGAAAUGAGGUGUUGAGAACUUUGAGAAA
Carica papaya (papaya) is the source of this 3210-nucleotide messenger RNA. RefSeq names its product Leucine-rich repeat protein kinase family protein. Gene Ontology annotation, molecular function: protein kinase activity; protein binding; ATP binding. Gene Ontology annotation, biological process: protein phosphorylation. The record is from RefSeq and is a predicted model, not a curated record. NCBI's taxonomy places the organism in Eukaryota, Viridiplantae, Streptophyta, Magnoliopsida, Brassicales, Caricaceae.